AUGCCAAAACGUGCAACUAAAGCCAGCAAUGUCCCUCUGCAUAAAGUUAUCAUGGUAGGAUCAGGCGGUGUUGGUAAAUCUGCUUUGACGCUGCAGUACAUGUAUGGCGAUUUUGUUGAAGAAUACGACCCUACCAAGGCUGACUCAUACCGAAAAAAGAUCUUGCUGGAUGGCAUCGAUUGUCAGAUUGAUAUUUUGGAUACAGCAGGACAAGAAGAAUAUGCCGCUAUUCGAGACAACUACUAUCGUUCAGGAGAAGGGUUCUUGUGUGUCUUUUCCGUCUGCGAACAAGAAUCUUUGGACCAUACGCAGGAAUUCAGGGAUCAAAUUUUGCGCGUACUGGAUGAUGAAUCAAUUCCGUUUGUAUUGGUUGGAAACAAGGUUGAUUUAGCACAUUUGCGUGUCGUAGAUUCCAGUGAGCCCCGGCAAAUAGCUCAAGGAUGGGGGUGUCCUUACAUUGAGACGUCUGCUAAAACUAGACAAAACGUCGAAGAAGCUUAUUGUACGCUGAUGAGACUCAUUGUCAAGCGAAAGGAGACACUUCAUCGUGAGGAAGCCAAAUCAAAAAAGAGCUCCUGUAUGAUUUUGUAA
Molecule: messenger RNA, 591 nt
Organism: Mucor velutinosus
Lineage: Eukaryota; Fungi; Mucoromycota; Mucoromycetes; Mucorales; Mucoraceae
Exons: 4
Coding region: 1-591 (196 amino acids)
Biological process (GO): Ras protein signal transduction
Cellular component (GO): plasma membrane
Molecular function (GO): GTPase activity; GDP binding; GTP binding
Source: RefSeq, a predicted model, not a curated record